AUGCCGAACUUCCCCGGACUUGUUCAAACCCACUUUGCCAACUGGCCCCUCAACCUGAACCUGAACGAAACACCACUUCCAACACCAGAGGCCAAAAUGCUCACCUCCGGCCUAACGAACACACCUAUCACCAAAGUCCUCUUAAUAUACACAAUCGCCUCAGCCGUCGUUCUCUCAAUCUUCGACAUCAAGUACCUGGCCGUAAUCCACAUCUCACCUCACUUCUGGCCAUAUGCCCAAUUCUGGCGCGCGCUAGCAUGGCAAGUCGGGUUCGCGAAUUCCACCGAAGCCCUCUUCGCCGCAAUGCUAGCUUACCAUAUGCGAGUCGUCGAGCGUGCAUGGGGAAAGCGGAAGAUGGCGACUUUCAUCCUCACUACAUUACCAUACACGUCUCUACUUCCACCGCUCUUGCUUACAAUCCUUCGCCCUGUCUCGUUCAAUAACUUGAAUUACCUUCCCUCCGGCCCAACGUCGAUCAUCUUCGCUCUGCUGGCACAGUACCACGCCACAAUUCCGUAUACAUUCCGAUACAGCGUUGGGACUAGUUCUUCAAAGGAUGCGGGCGCAGACGCAGACGCAAAUGACGGUGCGGAAGGGCAUUCGAAGCGGACUCCGAGCUUGACACUUCUCCUCUCUGAUAAAUCGACUACGUACAUCGUCGCGUCGCAACUGGCGCUCUCGCAGUUCCCGGCUAUGCUACUUCCGGCUGCGGUGGGGUGGACUGUUGGCGUGGCGUGGCGUGCGGAGUUACUACCUGGGCUGUCGAGCGGGAGCUCCGGGUUCAGGGUUCCGGCGUGGGUGGUUGGGGAGCAGGAGCGUAGGGCUGGGCCUUCUGGGUCUGGGGAGAGGGAACGGUAUGAGGAUUUGAGGCGGAGGAUGGAAGGGGAGGUUGCUACGGCUUCUGGGAUGGAGGCGUCUGGGCAGGCUCAAAGGCGGGGAGCCGGCGAAGGGAAUGGGCUUGUGGAUAGAUUGAGGCGUGUUUUGUAG
Molecule: messenger RNA, 987 nt
Organism: Penicillium brevicompactum
Lineage: Eukaryota; Fungi; Ascomycota; Eurotiomycetes; Eurotiales; Aspergillaceae
Gene: dscB
Product: protein dscB
Exons: 2
Coding region: 1-987 (328 amino acids)
Source: RefSeq, a predicted model, not a curated record